AUGACACAGCCCGAGGUAGCUUUUAAAAAUAAAUUGUAAAAUACGAAAUAAUUUCUAAAUUUUCGUCAUGGUUUAUAUUUUUACAAAGCUACUGAUAAAAUUGACGAACUGUCACAAAAAUUAUUGGUUUUUUAAAAGUUUCAAGUUUUGAUGUUUUGGUUGUUCAAUUAAUUCUGUGCUUCCUUUCAAAAUAAACUGUUGAAGUUAUGAGGCACAGAAUUAAUUGAACGUUUCCAAAUGCCACUUUGGUUGUUCAUUAUAUCCUGGGCCCCCUCUCAAAGUAAAUUUUUUAAAGUUAUGGGGCACCGAAUUAAUUGAACCAUCUUAUUUUUAAUAUAAUUUGAAAGUGACUGUACUAAUAACCAAUUUUCAGAUGGUACCUAAACCAAAUGACGAGGUAACCGAUGAUAAACGUAAGUUUGAAAUAAAAAAUUUUUAUUGAAUUUGAAAAUUUUAUUAAAUUUAUAUUUUUAAUUAUUUUUCAUUGCAUUUUAAUUUUUUUUGCUUUUUUUGCCAUUUUUGCAAUUUGUGACACUUCGUCCACAUUUCCAAUAAUUUUUGUGGCAUUUCGUUAAAUUUUUCAAAAAUCAAUUAAAAAACUAUUUAAAUUUAAAAUUUUUAGUCAACAAAGCCUUAAAAUUAAAAAUUUUUCUUUUUCGUGCCAUGUUCGAAAUCAGUUACACUUCGCCCACAUUUCCAAUAAUUUUCGUGGCACUUCGUCAAAACUUUUUACAAAAUUUGAAAAUCUGUUUAAAAUCUUCAUUUUAAACAAAAUUUGUAGCUUUACUCAAUUUUAAAACCAAAAAUUUUCAGCAAUCGACCCAGCUGAACGUUCAUUAUUGAACAAGUUGAUGCACCAAAAGCUGGCCGAACUGAAUGAAGGAGAGGUUGAGGUCAGUUUGAGGAAUGACCCUAAAUCUCCACUUUAUUCCACUCAAACUUUCGAGGGAUUGGAGUUGUAAGUUUACUUAUCUUUUUUUAAAUAAAUUGUUACUAGUAGUACCAAUGGUACCGUUGGUACCGAUUAUUAACAAAUGGUACUGGUGGUACUAUUGGUACUAUUAAAAUGAAAAUUUUUUUAAAAACAGUUUUUUAAACAUUUUAUGACUUAAAAAAAUUGUUUUAAUACUAGUGGUACCAGUGGUACUAAUAGUAACAAAUGUUAAAAAGUGGGAACAAAUGGGAAACUAGGACUAUAUAUGGAUAGUAACACAACUCUUUAGGAACAAACUUUUGAUAGCCGCCAUUUACGAAAUGGGAUUUCAACAGCCUUCUAAAAUUCAAGAAGCUUCUUUGCCAUUACUUUUGGACCCCCAAACGUAAGUAUUUUAAGCUUGCUCUUGUCUUUGCUCUACCCUCCCCUACCUAAAAACAAAAAAUUCAGCCCAAGUGACCUAGUAGCCCAAUCUCAAAGUGGUACCGGAAAAACCGCUGCCUUUCUACUUACCAUGCUUCACCGACUAGACCCUAACAAGUUGUUACCUCAAUGUUUAUGUGUGGCACCAACCUUCGAACUGGCUCUUCAAAUAGGAGAAGUGGCCAAGAAAAUGGCCAAGUACUUGGAAACCGUCAAAAUCAAAGUGUUGGUUAAAGGGGAAAUACGUAAGUCUUUGUUUAUUUUGAAUAUUUUAUUUUUAGACGAAAUGUCACAAAUAUUAUUGCAAAUGUUGACGAAGUGUCAAAAUAUUUAUUGGUUUUUUGAAAUUUGUGGUUAUUAGUUAUGACAAAGUCAUAGUUCUGUAAAAUACGGAUUUUUUGUUUUUUACGAAACGUCACGGAAUUUAUUGGAAAAUUUAACGAAAAGUCACAAAAUUUAUUAUUUUUCUAAAAAUAUGGAACUAGCUAUGUCAAUGUUACAGUUUAUUGUAAAGUGCGCUUUUUUGUUUUUUUUACGAAAUGUCAAAAAAUUAUUUCAAAAUUUGACGAAAUGCCACAAAAUUCUUUGGUUUUUUAUAUAAACCAUUUUAAUGUAAAAUACGCGGUGUUGUAUUAUUGAAAUAAUUUUAGCCAAAAAUUAAAAAAAAAACUAAUUUUAGCCGCCCCAGACACCGUACUAACAGAACAAAUCAUUAUUGGUACCCCAGGCAAAUUGGCUGAUUAUUUGUUUAAAUUCAAACUCAUCGACGCGGCCAAUAUCAUUUGCUUUGUAUUGGACGAAGCUGAUGUUAUGUUGAGUCAAAAGGGAUACAAGGACAUCAGUGUCAAGAUUCAUAAGUAAGUAGGCAUGGCCGAAAGUUAAAAAAUUUUUAGUGAAAUCAUCUUGGCCAAUCCAAAAUGUCAAUGCUUGUUAUUCAGUGCCACUUUUACUGAUGUUGUCUACAACUUUGCUGAGAGUUUGAUACCGGACAUGGCUGCUAUUACGUAGGUUGUUUUUAAAUGCAAUUUAGAAUACAUUUUAAAACGAUAACAAUAUUAUUAUUGGUUUUUUUGGUCAUUUCAACGAUUCCAAUAAUUUUUGUGGCAUUUCGUCAAAUUUGAAAAAAUUUAAAUCUGCGUUCUGUCAAAAUGAAAACAACGUUAAUUACAGGUUGAAAAUGUUAUUUAAAACAAUUUUGGAUUGAUUUUAAUUUUUUUUGUAAUAUGUGACACUUCGUUCACAUUCCCAAUAAUUUUUGUGGCAUUUCGUCAAAUUUUGUAAAAAGGUGGAAAAUGCUUUUCUUUUUUGUAAAUUAACAUGUAAAGGACGAAUUUAACAGUGAAAAUGGUUUUUUUAACGGAAAACGUUCAGACUCCGAAAAAAGGACCAAACCCUGCCAAACAUUCGUCAACUGCUAAUUCGCUGUAAGACCCGAGAAGAGAAGUAUAAAGCGAUCGUUAAUAUCUACAACACAUUAACCAUAGCUUCUUCAAUUAUUUUUACAUACACGAGAAGUUCAGCUACUUGGUUGUCAGAGCAAUUGAAAAAGACAGGUCGAAAGGUUGGGCUGUUACAUGGGGAAAUGAGUGCUGAUGAGAGGGCAAAUAUGGUCAAAAAGUUUCAAAAUGGAGAUUUUAGAGUGCUUAUUACCACGAAUGUUUGUAGUCGAGGUAGGUUUUCUUUAGUUUUCAAGAGUUUUUUUUUAAAUUUUUGGCUACUACAUUGAAAUUGGCAGGUUUUAAAAUUUUCCAAUAAUUUUUGUGACACUUCGUCAAAAUCUAAAAUAUUUAAAAAAUAAUGUUUUAAGGGUUACAAACAUGCAUUUUGAUAAUUUUUUGGCAUUAUAAAGUUUUUUAGUUUUUCAAUAUUUUUUGUGACAUUUUGUCAAACAGCCAAAACAGGCAAAAAUGACGUUUUUGAAAGUUAUAAAAAUGAAUUUUGACCUUUUUUUUGGCAUGAUGAAGGUUUUUAGUUUUCCAAUAAUUUUUGUGACAUUUCGUCAAACAGCCAAAACGUUUAAAAAUUAAGUUUUUGGGGUUUGUAAACGUGAAUCGUGACCAAUUUUUGACACGACGACGUUUUCUGUUUUUCCAAUAAUUUUUGUGACAUUUCGUCCAACCGUAAAAUUUUAAAAAACUAGACAAUUUCCAUACCUAAAGCCACUUUCAGGCCUAGACAUUCCAUCAGUAAAAUUGGUAGUCAACUACGAUCCACCAGUGACAUUUGAAGAGAAUCCUCAACCAGAUUAUGAUACCUAUUUGCAUCGAAUCGGGCGUACUGGUCGAUUUGGGAAGGGUGGGAUUGCGGUGAAUUUGGUCGAUUCGGUUAGAGCUGAAGGUUAUGUGAGAAAGUUCGAGGAGUACUUUAAUCGACCGAUUGAGCUGAUAGCCUUUGAUGACUUUGACCGGUUGGAUGAGAUUGAGGAGGAAAGCUAA
Messenger RNA from Bursaphelenchus okinawaensis, 3792 nucleotides. Lineage: Eukaryota; Metazoa; Nematoda; Chromadorea; Rhabditida; Aphelenchoididae. The record is from the annotation of a GenBank genome assembly.